AGUAAAAUAGUCGUUACUAUUAGUAACGGGACGCACGAAAUAUCUAACGGAAUAAAAGUUAAUUUUUACAUAAUGUGAUUUUUUUAUUAAAAACAAAACAAAAAGAAAAUGACCACUGUUGUGCCAAGACCCUCCCCUCAAGCGUCCCCUAAGGACUCUACUAAAGAGAAUUCGGUGGAAGGAUUAGAAUUGUCAAAGAGAAAGUCAGUAGAAUUACGUAGCGACUAUAUUCCAAGGGAUCUUUUACUUUCCUUAACAAAGCCACCAGCUCCAAAAGAGAAUUUAGGGCCUGUUUCUAAAAUUAAACAGUUGCCAAAGGUGUGAUAUUUCUUUCUUUUAUCUAGUUAAUUUAUUGCAUAAUAGCGGGUAUUAACAGUCGAAGAGACCUCCGGCAUCUGUAUGGAACUUUCCCGGGAGGAGGGAAAAAUUUAAACACCUCUUAGAGACACCAUGCAUCUGCGGCGCGGGAGAGUGAGCAAACAUUAAAAUUUAGGUUAACUAAUUUGCAUAAGAAAGACACGCGGUUUUUUGUUAUCAAUCAGGGAUAUAUCUUUUCUAUAUGACGUACCUAAGGAGGAAAUGCCUGAAGAAGAACCCUCGAAAUUCGAUCCGAGCGGUGAGAGAAAGAGAGAGUUGACAAUGAUGAGAGAAGAAAAGAAGGAAAAGGAGGAAAAGGAAGUUCGACUUCCAGAUAGUUUGAUUCCGGAAGAGUAUCAUGUUGUUAAAAGUCGAGCUACUAUGGGAUUAGAAUAUCACACUGAGAAAUAUACGACUAAGGUCAAAGAUCAUGAAUGUCAUCUGACAGCGUUUCCAUCUAUGCAACCGACGAGUCGUUUCGAGGUAUUCCGCUUAAAAGAGACUUUAGGCGAGAUGCUAGAUAAAGCUGGCUUGAAUGAUCUAGAGAACGAAGAAAUCGGUCCGACUCAGAUGCACAAUCUAAUUGAAAUAAUGAAAAAGGAGCAAGAUAUAUACAAUAUUAUAUUUCACGAAUUAAUACGACAAACAACGCUAGAGUGCACUGAAAGGGGAGAAUUGUUACAAGAGAUUCGAAGAAGAUAUGCUGAAAUUCUAUCCAGAGUUCCAAAACAAAUAAAAGGUCUCCAUGAGGAAGUUAUGGCCCAAAGGGCUUUGGAUAGGAGAUUAACCGAUGAGCUUUUAAAAUUUAAAAAAACUGUGACCCAAUUAACAGACGAAUUAUUGACCGUUAGAGAACACGAUGAAAAUGUUACUAAAGCCGCUACAGAGGCGAAGGAAGAAUUAAAAGAGGCCCUUUUAGAUUCGAAGAAAAACACGGAUCUAUUGUCUGAAUAUCACGACUUGUACGAACUUCAGAGAAAAAGAAUGGAGAAAGAUAUGACAGCGUUAAAUAAUGAAAAGGAAACGUGGAGUCAGGCUGCUUUCAGUUUGGCGUUGAAAGUGACUGAAGAACACGAAUUAACAAAUGCCAGACGUUUGCAUGUGGCUGAAAAAGCAUGGGUUAAAUUAGCUAAACAUUUUACAAUAUUAUUAAGUGGAACCGACUCUUCCAUGCUUGCGGAAUUGCAAAUGCAUAUUGAUAAGUUCAGAGAGCUAAUGUUCGAAUUUCAAGGGAAUAUGAAGAACAAUGAAAAAAGGAUGAAGAAAAUUGUCGAAAGAAUAUUCGAAGGGGUCAGAUUUAUCAGAGAUGAUUUUGAUAAGACUGUCCUGGGCUCUGACGGACUUGUAGAGAAAUCUCCCACUCCUGAAAAAGUAAGAUUUGCUCUCGAAGGACUUACAAAAUGGGGACAGAGGGUAACCGAACAAUUAGAGACGUUUGGAGGUGAUGAACUAUUAAAUAAUCAUGAUUUAUUGAAGGAAGCACAUUCGCAUAUGGAAGGCUGGGCUGACAUUGCCUUGGAGGUAUUCGAUCGUCACUCAGAUAGCGAUCAGAAGGCCAUGCAGGAAUUAAACCUUGAUAUUACAGCUAUGCAUGAACAGUGUCAGGUUCGUUUGACCGGAGAAAAUGGGGUCGCGAGACUUCUCAUUAAUUUAUCUGGCAGCUUUGAGCAUUGGCAAACGAAAUUGCAUGUUGCCGUUCAAGGUAAUAACCCAUUGCCCGAUAUGGAUUGGCUUCGAUUUUAUAGUACUCUUGGGGAAUACUCGAGUUGGUGCGCUCAGAUUCUCGGUUUAAUUGGCUCUACUAAAAAAGAAGUUGAUAAAGAAGACCAUAAACAUUUAGAGAUAAACGACAUGAUGACCAAAACACAAAAAUGGUUAUCAUCAACAAUGAAUGGAAUAGAAAGUGAGAAUGCUAGGCUAAUUCAAACGGUUUCUUCCUUGCAUACCGAUAUGGUACAAUGGAUGGUACAAAUUCUAUUGAAAAUUGCUCCUGACAAAUCGAAUCAUUCUCCCGAGUUACUCAAUGAUGCAGAGACUCUAAAACAGACCAAUCAACAACUAUGUAAUACAGUCUUAAAACUAUUUACGAAACUUCGGACUUUCAACAACUAUCUCGUCCAAUGCUGCUCAGGAAUAGUUCAAGCUAUUGUUCAGCAAAAAUUCUCUAAAUAUGAAGAAAAUCCAGAACAAGAACAAAUAGAUUUGGCGAGGAUGAAAUCGGAAUUUGAGGAAUGGAUAGCAACUGCAAAAAUUCUCGUUUAUGCGUUAACAGGACAAGAAUUACAGGAGGAAAUUGUUGUUGAGAAAAAGAGCGAAACACCAUCUUCCGUGGGCCAAGAAUUACUCUCGCGGCAAGAAACUAAAUUGUCUACUCAUUCAACAGUAUUGGAAGAGAAAGAGGAAACUAUAUCGGACAGAGACGGUGAGAAAGAGCCCCUAUCUGCUUCAGUGGUAGAAUGUGAAGAAGGUCAAAAAGGUUUAGCAAGAGUCGACGAAGAAAAUACGGAGCAGUCAACCCCUCCACAGGUAGUCGAAACGAAACAUGAAGGGGAUGAACUUAAGGCUUCAGAGACAAUUUCUGCUGAAGAGGAGAGGGUUGUAGAGGGACAAAGCGAAAAUGUCGAAAUAGAAACCCAAAAUAAAGAAACUAAAAACGGCGAAGAAGGGGAUGAGAAAGAUGUCGAGGAGGAAAAAGCAGAUCUGCAAGAAGAGCAAGAAGAUAGCGGUGAUGAUCUAACUGAUAAUGAAAAAGAGGAGAAGGAAGAAAUAGAAGCGAUAGGGUUUGACGAAACAACAAGGCCUAAAUCUCUACAGGGAACAAGGGACGAGAGGGGAUUACGAAAACCGGAAACAGAACAAUCUGAAAAGGCCUAUGAUACGUUACAAACGAUUGAAAAAUUGCAAGAAGAUCUGAUAAACACAGAGGAAAGAGCUCAAAAGGCCGAAGAGAGAGUUAUAGAUUUGGAAGAGGAGUUACGAAAUUUAAAUGAAAUAGUCCGUGAAUUAGAUAGAAAAUUAAAGAAGAGCGAUGCAACAACAGUAGCAACAACAGACGGUGAGACGACUAUUGCGCCGGAAUCUGUUAUAUCUGAAAUAGCAACAAAACAAUCAACUCAAUCAACCAUUGAUAAUCAGAGUUUGAAGAAAAAAGAAGAGAAAAAGAAAGAAAAGUCUAAAUCAACAAUUAGUAAAAGCUCUAAGAAGAAAUCUACACCAAGAAAAGAAGCUGGCGGAGGAGAAGUUUAAGAUAUGAUCAGUAUUUUCUUAUUAAUAUAAUAAUAUAUAUUUAAAAUUUAAGUGUGCCAAGCUAAAACAAUAAAAUGAGAUGUUUGCCAACAAAACUUUAUUCUGCUUUGGAAUUCUACUGUGUCAAAUUACUGGUGGAUUUUUUUUGUGAAUAUAUACAAUUUGCAUAAUGAAUAAUUAAAAAUAAACAAAUAAAAUUGAACUAUUUUUAAAGGAAAAAUUGAGAAAAAAAAAGAUAGAGAGAAAGAGAGAGAGAGAGAG
Molecule: messenger RNA, 3864 nt
Organism: Dimorphilus gyrociliatus
Lineage: Eukaryota; Metazoa; Annelida; Polychaeta; Dinophilidae
Source: the annotation of a GenBank genome assembly